This is a messenger RNA of Aspergillus chevalieri, 870 nucleotides long. RefSeq lists its product as uncharacterized. The record is from RefSeq and is a predicted model, not a curated record. Bases 1 to 870 code for a protein of 289 amino acids. Lineage: Eukaryota; Fungi; Ascomycota; Eurotiomycetes; Eurotiales; Aspergillaceae. The transcript has 2 exons.
AUGAUUCUUUCCCAGAUCUGCACGAUUUUGCCUCUCCUCGUUAGCCUGGCAUUGGCCGGCGACCUGAACGUUAAGCGAGACAUGUCUGUUGCCGCGACCAAAGGAUACAAGGAUGGCCAGUUUGUCUGGACUUCAAUUGUCGACCUUGAGAAGAAGGAGAAAGUGUUGCCCGAAGAGAUGGUCAAGAUUGCGCACGAAGCGAGCAAGGAGAUGCAAGCGGACUUUGGUUCGGUCCCGGAGGCCAAGCAGCCCUCGAUCAUGACGGCCAUGGAAAUCGACAACCGAAUCUACCUGGCCUCGUCAAUGAAGGGCGACUACUCCUUCAUCUACGACUUCAAGACGAAGGAUAAGGGCGGCAAAUCAACAGGUAGCGGCGAGGACCGGAACAAUGUUCAGCACAAAAAUGAUGCUUCGUGUGGGGAGCUGAUGGCCAGCUACACCUACCUGUUGAAGAACAGCGGGCAGAGCCUGAAGAACAAGAAGCCGAAGCAGACAAUUGCAUGGCUUUACACCAAAACCAAAGAUGGCAAGAUUGUGGAGCAAGCUCAUAAUCCUUGCGGCACUAAAGAAAAUGCCUGGGGAUGCGAUCUCUUCUGCCACCACAUGGACUUCACCCCCAUUAAUGUCGACACUGAGGAAGCCUGUGACCUGCCCAAGAUCGCCAAUACCGAGCAGCAGCAGCUCAUGACCAAGGAAUUGAGAGCACAACUCGGUGCGAUGAACAAGGAAACGGAUGAGGCGAACAAGGAGAAGCAGAAGGAAAAGAACAAGAAGAAGCAGGGUGACGAGGGGAAGAACAAGGGCCAGAAGAAGGAGGAGGACGACAAGAAGGGCAAGGGAGGAAAGAAGGCUCGCUUUUGGUCGGUAUAG